UCCAUCCUUUCCCAUUAUUAAUUCUUCACCUCGCUUCCAUCAUCAUUAUGGCGCCUAUUACCCCCCACAGCAAGGUCAAGGUCGUAUUGACCGGCUUUGAGCCUUUUGGCAAACAUUUGACAAACCCUUCAUGGCUGUCCGUCCAACCUCUCAAUUGUAAUACUUUACAACUGCCCCCUCACUCCGAGCAGGAUCCCAAGCAUCAUAAAGCUACAGAAGCAUAUAUCGUGUGCCAGGAGUUGCCAGUCGAAUACCGUAAGGUUCCUGAUCUCGUGCCGGCCUUACAUGCUCAGCACAGCAGAAACAAGCAAGCGGAGGAAGAAUCUGAGGAUUUUAUAAAGACUUACUAUAUUCAUGUUGGCGUUGGUCGCGAUGGACAUACUGCGAUUGAAACACAGGCCCAUCGAGUCGGUUACUCCCAUCCAGAUAAUUCGCAGUGGAAUCCGGAAUCAAAAGAUAUUCCUCCUGUUUCUAGAGAUGCUUGGUCUAAUGAUCCUGAGCGCCUGACUACAACUAUCGACACUGAAGCGUUGGCUGAAUACUUAAAGACCGAGAAAGGCUGGAUUUGUGAAAAAAGCAUGGAUGCUGGGUUAUAUCUUUGUGAAUAUACAUUUUACUUGAGCAUGGCUGAGAGACACAGAAGAAUUCAAGCAGGAGAGGAGGGUGAGGACGAGCGAGCUUGUUUAUUCGUGCAUCUUCCUUCGGUUGGUAACCCAUACUCACUAGAGGAACUUCAACAGUUCGUCAAGGACAUGGUUAUUGCAGUUGUCACUCAAUAUUAGAAGUACUGUCCUGGC
Molecule: messenger RNA, 797 nt
Organism: Lobosporangium transversale
Lineage: Eukaryota; Fungi; Mortierellomycota; Mortierellomycetes; Mortierellales; Mortierellaceae
Exons: 2
Coding region: 48-782 (244 amino acids)
Biological process (GO): proteolysis
Cellular component (GO): cytosol
Molecular function (GO): pyroglutamyl-peptidase activity
Source: RefSeq, a predicted model, not a curated record